Molecule: messenger RNA, 6418 nt
Organism: Triplophysa rosa
Lineage: Eukaryota; Metazoa; Chordata; Actinopteri; Cypriniformes; Nemacheilidae
Gene: ammecr1
Product: AMMECR nuclear protein 1
Exons: 6
Coding region: 1068-2054 (328 amino acids)
Source: RefSeq, a predicted model, not a curated record
UGUGAAUACGGGGCCAUGCGUAUGAUACGCAGGAAUCUGUCGUAAAAACGUCCUGGGCUCUGUGCUCCGGCGUGAAGUAGAGAAUACCAGCGUGAGUGCUUCAGCUCAUCGCAUUGGAUAUUUUCAACACCGCAACCGAGCUAAUGUUAGCUGCCCCGAGCGGAACACUGGGAGUGAACGGGGGAAUCCAGCGGACUUCCGACGGAGGCUAUGCUAUUAUGCAGCUCAAAAAUGUACCCGAAUAAUCGGAUGACAGCGCUACGACCUAUCGAAGGAAAACUUUCGAGUUCGGCGUACACGGCGGGCUUGCAAUAAGGGGGUCGUGCGGCUAACGGGGUCCAGAAGGCCGGUGUGAACCGAUGAGCUGCGGCUGGCAUGACUCGCACCCCGCUGUCGCACACGCAGCCGAACUGCAUCGAUUGAAAGUCAUUCAGACUGCGUCGAUUGCGAGCUCUGGCUGUCUGUCUGCAAGCUCGGGUCAACCGAUGAAUAUGGUCCGAGGCGCAGCGACUCGUUCGUGAGGCGUGUAUGGGUCCUGCGUACUCGAAUUCCACACUUCCUCAGAGGGAGACCUGAAUCUGUGCUGGUCUAGGGUGCAGUGCGCUGGUCCAUAUAUUUGCCUAGUUUGACUGUCACGCUCUUUCUAUGUAUGGAUGGACGUUUGCAUGCUUUGACAGAGAGCUGCGUGCAUCGUUUCAGUUGGCACAGCGCAUCCCAAGGAGGGGCUGUUAUUCUAGGAAUUAUACACUGGAUCUAUCGAAGCGUUUAAUUCGCAGAGGCUCCGGUUGUCUACCUAAGAACAUUGCGUAAGGCUGCAGCGUACGCUACGUCUUUUUGAAGGCAUUCGGGUGACAUUGCAGUCCCUCUCCCUCUCCCUCUCUCUCUCUCUCUCUCUCUCUCUCUCUCUCUCUCUCUCUCUUUUGGAGAGAUAUAUAACGUAAGCUCCUCUCAGUUAUUACGUCUGUCAAAAGAAAGGGAAGGUGGAGCAUUGUCCGUCUUACGUGCUGACGCAGUGGGAUUUCUACGUGUGGUCGGCGUUUCGCCCCGCCCUUCCCGCGGUGACGGUGAUGGGUCGGAAGCGGUGUGUCGGUGCAGAUUGUUCGAAGAUGGCGGCCGGGUGCUGCGGGGUGAAGAAGCAGAAGUUGUCGGGAUCCCCUGGGGCGGGGGGUCCCGGCGGGGCGGGGAGCGGGGUGGCUGGGACCGGACAUUGUGGAUCGGAUUUAGGGAUCGGGUCGUCGUCGACUGUUGUGGCCGGGAACCUGAAUCGGGUGAACGGCCUGGGGGGUCCGGGGGGUAGUAGUAGUAGCAGCGGUGGCAGCAGCAACACCAAUGCUCUGUCCCCAACUCCAGGAGGCUAUAACUCAACUGGCCUCUCCCCGAACCUCAGUCCCGGGCUUGGCUCGGGAAGCGGAGCCAGGAAAAUGGUCGUUUCGGCGGAGAUGUGUUGCUUCUGCUUCGACGUGCUUUAUUGCCAUCUAUACGGAUACCAGCCUCCUCGAACACCCAGGUUUACAAACGACCCCUACCCACUGUUUGUCACUUGGAAAAUCGGACGGGACAAGCGGUUGAGGGGUUGUAUAGGUACAUUUUCUGCAAUGAACCUGCACUCAGGACUCAGGGAGUACACCCUUACCAGUGCCCUUAAAGACAGCCGCUUUCCCCCCAUGACGAGGGACGAGCUGCCGCGCCUCUUCUGCUCAGUGUCUCUGCUCACCAACUUCGAGGAUGUUGGUGAUUAUCUAGACUGGGAGGUGGGUGUUCACGGCAUUAGGAUAGAAUUUUUUAAUGAAAAAGGAUCAAAGCGCACCGCCACCUACCUGCCAGAGGUUGCGAAGGAGCAAGGAUGGGACCACAUUCAAACCAUAGAUUCCUUACUUCGAAAGGGAGGUUACAAAGCUCCUAUCACAAAUGACUUCAGGAAGACUAUUAAGUUGACCAGGUACCGUAGUGAAAAGAUGACAAUGAGCUACGCAGAAUACAUCGCCCAUCGCCAGCAUCAUCACUACCAGAACGGCAUCGGGCACCCUCUCCCACCGUACAACCAUUAUUCCUGACAGCGAGCCGCAUGACCAGUCACUGGACCUCUCCGCGGACCUCUUCCCAGGAGAGCCCGCCCCCUCGUGGUCUAGCUAUCUGUACUACUGUACCAUUUUAUGAUGAUAGUUUCCGUUGCCAUGUCGACAGUCAGAUGGCGGCAUGGCAGCGGGGUGGCAAAUAAGCAUCAAGUGAUUUUGAAGCGAAAAAAUACAAUUCAUUUAUUUUCUCAUUUUUAUUCUUUGUAUUAAUUUAGUUUUUUGCAGCAUAUAUAUCAACAUAUAACCCCUUGUUUUUUUAAAUAAGCAAAUAAACAAGUACUAAGUUGUUGGUUUUUUUCAACAAAUUUCCUAAUCAGGUUUUUGAGUCUGUGGAUGGAAAUAAGUCAUAAUGAUGAUGGGCUAGUCUUGAUGAUAGGAAUUUGCUCCAAUUUUAUGUACGUGACGCUUUAGUGACUUGGUUUAUUGCUCUUUUUGCUUUUCUCAUUUCGUUUUAGUUUGACGUUGUGUUACGUAGGCAACCACAGGGUUCGAGGGAUUCUCUUUCCUCUCUGUGCGAUUCCUCUGACAGUUUUCCUUCGUGGGGGUGAUUUCCAUUUUCUCUUUUGUUUUUAUCGUGAAGUGUUACGUUGUGGCUUGUAAGGUGGGUGCCGUGCGACUGAGUUAGCCAGCAAGGAGCUAGAAAAGUCAGUUACGUGUUUGCUUCUUUUGUAUCGUGUGCACAAACUUGUCAGAAGUUCAAAACCACUAGAUGAAAUUAGCUAUGGGGUGCACCAGAAUAAAUGCAAAGCAGAAUUGAAUUAAACUCCGAUUAACAGUAAGUUACAUUUUUUGUGUAGUGUUGCUAUCCUAAAAAAACCCAACACGUAUAAAUCCAGUAGUGUUUAUUUUUUUUAUGUUAACGUGUGCUGUAUUAGAUGUUUCUAGUGUUACAUGUACAGCUCUAUGUACAGAGUUUAACCGGACAGUUGCUAACAAACUCCACAGUCUGUUGGGCUGGCGAGGUUUGUGACCACAAAGGCAAUCUCAGUUGUCCCAUGUGAGCUAUUUCGUAUCUUCCUUUAUCACACAGAGAGGAAAACCUUCAUAAGAGACUUCAAGUCAAAUGACAGGGACGAGCUAAAAAAAGCCAUACUCUCUUUUAAUGCAUGCAGAAUGUGGCUGUGAAUGGCUGUUUUUAUUUCAUUUCACCCCUGGUCUGUUUACCUGGCACUGCAAUCUUUUCUUUUGAAUGAUCUGAUCUUAUGGAGGAAUCGGACCCAUGCAGUGUGUUCGACAUUAGCUCAGCGCGUCACCUCAUCAUGCAUGAAAAGAACAAUGUUUAAAUCUCCAUACGAACACCACGAGCUUAAAGGGAUAGUUCUCCCAAAAAUAUAAAUUCUGUACAAGAACAAAAGAAGAUAUUGUGAGAAAUAUUGGCCCAGUGGUUUUGUGUCCAUUCAAUGAGGACCAAAUUGUUGACAACAGAUUUCAAAAUAUCUUCUUUUGUGUUCUGCAGCAAAGUCACACAGGUUUAAAAUGACAUGAGGUUGAAUAAAUAAUGACAUCAUUUUCAUCAUUUUUUACUAUCCCUGUAAGUGGUUGUUAUAAUCUAGAGGAUGGCUGCUGUGGUGACUCAUCUCUUUAAGACUUUAUGGUGAAGCUUCUUCAAAAACUUCUAGUUCAUUCUGCCAUGCCCCACCAGGUGUUUCAUUUGAAGAAACUUUCUCAUUGCUCACAAUAUGUCCAUCAAACUGGAUUGAGAUGUGAUUUCAAGGGGUUGCCUACCUUCAGUGCAGCUGUUAGAAGAAAGUUUUUCCGUGCUGUAGACCGAACGUCACAUCUGUCUGAAGAUACAGUGGACUAGCUUCAAAGGCGAGAAAUGGAAAGUCUCUUGAGAACUAUUUACGUCUUUGUUUUCAUAUGCAAACUGUUAAGGGCUUUCGGGGUUCCAUCCACAGUCAUGGUCUAGCUCACUAUAAUCAAUAAAAACCUGAUUUCAGUUGUGUUGCCUUAAUACUACCCGGACCAGGAAAUGUCACCCCGAGGGUUAAACCGUUGGCUUUGGAUUAGUUUUGGCAGUGUCACACUGUUGCGGCUUUAAACAACAACUUCAGCCGUUGUGUGUGGAGUAGUGGGACACCUGUUUGCCAAACCACAGUGAUGUUUUUAUUUUUCGUUUUACUUUGAGCGAAGCCCGCCACUGCCCUGUUCUGACUGUUUUCGAUGCGUUUGUCUAAAUCCCAUCAACCACUAAGUAGGUCAGUUAUGAAAAGCGCAGUUUGUUGCGUCUAGUUUUGGUAAUCACCCUUUAACUUACCGCCACUUUAUGGCCCCAUGUUUUUUUCAUCGUCCUACGGUUGACCAAUCAGGGCUCAUUUGGUGGUCCACUUAAAAAAAAAAACUGAACAGCACAAACUGAGUCAUUUUGUUCUGCUGCAAAACCAACUAAAAUCCUUGCAUUUGUGAGAAAACUAAUGUAUACACAUUUUGCAAUACAUGUGUUGCAUGAAUAGCGGGUCUCCUGUUAAAACACGGCAUGCUUGUUUCACUGCUAUAUAGAUGUAUGAGAAAAGACAAUAUAAAAUGGUGCUAUCGGACCUCGUGUCGGGGGUGGUCGCAGUGAAGGCGACUGGUCAUGCGGACUCAUUGUUCAUAUCAGACUUUAUUAUUAUCCUCGAUAUAUGCAGAUCUGUUUUACAGGUGUUUCUUUUUUUUUCCUACCAGUGUAACAAUCUCCUGCAGGUUUGAAAGGACAUGUAGUCAGGAGUCUGUCCCCCCAACCUUCCCUCAUGGCCUGGGGGAUACGGGCAUACGCAUCAUCUCAUCUCUUGUAGAUCUGCACUAUACACAAUAACCCGGAGUUUCGCUCUGCGCACGUGUACGCCGUGUAUGUGUACAUUUUACCAGCCGGUAACGUUAGUUCAAGAGGCAGGGAAGUUGUUGCCUAAACACGGCCUAAACUUCACUGACGUUCUGUUCAAACACCAGUUCGGUUUGUUGGACAGACGAACGCGUGUCGCUUAUCUAGUAGUGACGUUAUCGUCUGCGCGCUUCUGGUCAAAUCGGUAUCUUGUCAGAUUGUGAACGACUACAGAUUGAUACUUGAAUAGGAAUAUUUACUGAUUCUCAUAGUCCACUUUAAAGAUGUACUUUGGGGAUAUCGGCUGAUUUUUGAGAUACUCUAUAAUUGAGAACGAUGUGUCGGCCCUCGAGUAAACGCACAUUUGAACACUGUAGAAACGUAUCGAUCGCAACACCGGAAUUCACGGGGCCAUGGACAGCGAAAUUUCAAGUUGGCUAUAUUGAAUGCGUGUUUGAAUACUGUGGAUUUUUUUGUUUGUUUGUUUGUUGUUUAAGUGUUCCACGUUUUUGUAACUCUCAAACCGCUGACGUUUUAGUCAAAAUGAUUCGAGCUUCGCAAGCCCCAUCAAACCCAUAGUCAUUUGGAAUGUGUUAGGCCCAUGUCACCUUUGUGUGUUCAACCGAACCAAAGAUGCCUCCAGCCAUGUCCAAAUGCUGCUGUACAGACCUGCCUUCCUGUCCUUCCAAAAACCUUUCCUGCAAGAGACAUGUUGUUUUUAUUUCUGUGUAUGUUUUCCUUGGUUUUGUACAAUUUCUAAUAUUGUUUAAGGUUUUUAGCAACCUACGUUCAAUGAAUUUUCAUUGUAGCUGUCUUUGAUUCCUCACGCGGUAUCAAUGACCGUAAUGCUAGGUUGCACAUUUUUUUAUUUUGUUUUUCAUCGUUAUUAUAUAUUUUUGUAAAGGAAGAACCCCAUAGCGUGCCUCUUAGAUUUAUGGGUUUCUUAAUGUGUUUUUCCUAAGACCAGCAGUUAUACUUUGUACAAAAGAUGCGUUAAUCCUUAUUUUUAAAUGCCAUUUAAGGAGAAAAAAAGUCUCUUUUCUUUACUCUGGACCCAGUAGCUGCACUGGCAUACAAUCGCACUGAUAUAGAAAAAAAAGUAUAAUGAUGAUGAUGAUAAAAAUAAUAAAUGUAAGAUCUACAAUAAACUUGUAUGAAGACCUUUUUGUAAAAAUACAAAAAAAAAAAAACAAGUAAACACAUUGACUGUUUUUGUACAUCGAGUUGAUUCUUUUAAAAAAAAAUUGGACCUAGUUUCUAAUAUUAUUUUAGUGGUUUUCUAUGUUCUGGAACUUUGAGCAGUUUUGAAUGUGCCCCACGAUGACGGACGGCUGUCGGUGCGGGCGCUGGGGUUGCCUGGCGUAGCCCCCUACACCCACCACUGUUUUAUUGUUUCUAUUUUGAUUUUGAAUUCUCUUAGCUUUAGAAACUUGAAAUUUUUUAAUUAACAAAUGGGUGAAAAUUUACCAGAAAAGAAAUGAAGAAAAUACUUAAAAAAAAAAAACCCACACACACAAAUCCCCUGUAGAAAUAGACCCUUUAC